Messenger RNA from Hydractinia symbiolongicarpus, 4980 nucleotides. RefSeq names its product E3 ubiquitin-protein ligase listerin-like. The record is from RefSeq and is a predicted model, not a curated record. Gene Ontology annotation, biological process: ribosome-associated ubiquitin-dependent protein catabolic process; rescue of stalled cytosolic ribosome. Lineage: Eukaryota; Metazoa; Cnidaria; Hydrozoa; Anthoathecata; Hydractiniidae. Gene Ontology annotation, molecular function: ribosomal large subunit binding; zinc ion binding; ubiquitin protein ligase activity. Bases 6 to 4943 code for a protein of 1645 amino acids. The transcript is spliced from 29 exons. Gene Ontology annotation, cellular component: cytosol; RQC complex.
ACAUAAUGAGUGGGAAGAAUGCACAACGAACAAAAGGGAAUGCAAAGCCAUCUAGCAGUAGUCGAGCAGCUGAAUUCAUACAGCAAGGUGGCUUUAUUGGAUUCUCUAAUUUAGCAGGUAAUACUUAUGGAUAUGUGCCACAGUCCAAACCAGAUGACAAUGAAUUGGAUGGAGAUCUGAGAAUGCUGUUAAGGAAAAUGACAAAAAAAGAUUCUGUAACACGACUGAAGGCUAUCCAAGAAUUUAUGUCAUUGUGUAAGGAGAAGGAUAAUGAAGUUAUCAAAAACAUUAUUAGUUUCUGGCCAAGAAUUUACAAUAAAUUAACACAUGAUUUUGACCAUCGAAUUCGUGAAGCAACCCAGCAAGUCCAUCACCAGAUAGCUACAAAAGCAGGACGUGACUUAGCACCCCAUUUAAAAUUUAUAAUCACAAAUUGGUUGAUGGCUACUUUUGAUGUGUACAGUCCUGCUGCCACUGCUGCUAAGUUAUCUUUUGAUGAAGUUUUUCCCGAGAAAAAGAAAAAAGAAGUCUUGGCUUUUUGUAAACAUGAAUUAUUGGGGUCAUUACAAAAUCAACUUUUAAAAGAAACUCCUGAGACAUUAAGUGAUCCAAAGGUUGUUCCAGUAGAAGAAAGAGAGGCAAAAUAUGUUCGAUUUAUGUCUAGUUCAUUUCUUGCACUGCAAUAUUUUAUUGAAGUAUUCUCAGCCGAUGUUAAGAAGUUGGAUAAUGAUCUUAAAGGCUUGUUUUCAGAAAAAAAGUUCUGGAAAUAUGCACGUAACAGCUCUCCUAUGAUUCGAAGUUCAUUCUACACAUUAGUAUCAACUUGUUUUCAACAUAUUCCAGAGGUGUUAAAUGACACAUUGAAUCAAUCUUCUCCAGCCAUCUUGUCAAACCUUGAUGAACAAGAACCUAUCGUUAUCAAGGGCUUUUGGGAUGCUGUUCUUCUAUGCUUGACAACAUUCAAGAACUGCUGGGAUCACGUAAACAGUAGAAAAGCUGUUUUACCUAAACUGUGGAAAUUGUUAAAAAACUGUGGCUAUGGAAAUAUUAAUACUGUUUAUCCGAACUUGCUUCCAUUUCUCAGUAACAUACCAACUCAGGUCAUAGGUGAUGGAACUGGUUUCUAUGAGGAAUUUUUCAACAACUUUUUUGAGGGAUUAUUUUUGAAACAGGACGUUUUGACUGCAUCGGAUACAAACAUUAUUAUGAAAUCUUACAUGGAAUGUUAUAAGUACUUGCUUUUAACCCAUGCAUGUAACAAAGAACUUGUGGAAUACUUGAUUGCAACACAGUUACAAACAGUAUUGACCGCAACAUUUUGUGGGUCAAGUAAACGUCAGAUGUGGUAUGGCGCUCUGUUUAAAGAACUGAAGGGACUUUUUCUGUCAAUUAACGAACAGGCUUUGUCCAAGGGUCUUCAAGAAGUGCAGCAAAAUUUGUGGAGUGUUUUAAAAGAAAUUGUAAUUGUGGAUGAAAGAUUUUCUGGCAAUGAGAAAAACUUUUAUGAAUCAUUAAUUGAUUUAUUGUUUUGUUUCUGUGAGGAAAAUAAUUUCAAAGCUGGUGUUCAAGAUCAAGAUAUUGAGCCAAUAAAAACCAUAAAGGAGAAAUUUGGUGGUGCUUUGUUUGAAUUUGUUUGUAACGUACUAGCUUGUUAUAUUCACGAAAUCUUUAAAAACAACAAUCUGGGUGUUGGUAAACACUUUAAUGAUAUCUUGAUUAGAACGAUGGACAAAGAUCUCUUGAAAUUUGUUACAAUUCAAACCCAAACUACCACAUGUUGCGAAAGCAGUACUGGUACAAAUCUGAUCACUGAUGAUUAUGACAUUUGUGUGAACUUCUUUAAAACGGUCUGUCUGUCACUGUGUGUAGAUACUACUUUUAAUAACAACAUUGAAGUCCUUGUGGUAAAAUUAGUGCAUCUCUUACAUGGAAAUAAAAAGGGGGAGUUCCUUGACGUUACAUUUCAGGAAACAUGCACUUCCAAUGCGACAAAAUUCUUGAUUUUGCUCUCAGAGGUAUUCAAAUAUCAGGACGAUGAGUUUAUCAUGAUGUGGCUACAAAGUAGUUACGUGCAAACACGUUUGUAUUCAUGCAUUGAAAAAACAUUGAAUGAUGAAAAUGAAAGCUCUGUGAAUUUAUCUUGGAAAAUUCUUGAAUUUUACCUGCAGGUUGUAAAAAAUAAUCAAGAAAAGUUGGACAAAUACGUUGGAAAACUUCUUGUUGCAAUCAAGGGCCAAUUUAGCCAGUCUUCAGUAUUUCAUCCACUGGUCGUUGGCUGUUACAUUGGUUUAUGUGGAACGUCUUUUGUACCGUCAGAAGAAUUCUUUGAAACUACAUUGUGUAUAAUUCGAGCAAGCUUAAGGGAUAAUGACACUUCCUAUCUUCGCGAUGCACUGGUCUCUUGUUUUCUGAAAGCUAUGCAAGAGAAAAGUAUCUUGAAAAAAUUGGUUGAUGUGUUAAGUUCUGGGAUAAAAAAUAUGGUUGUGUCAAAAGCUUUCGAAAUGUCUUUGGUGUGCCAUUGUGUACGCAUUAUGUUGGAAGCUGCGAAUCAACAGUCAAUUGAUGAUUUAUGUGGCGAUAAACUCCUGUUUCAUCAGAUAAUGUUUUCCGACCAAGAAGGGUCAACAUUAGAGGUGAAAAAAUCUGAGACCUUAGCGAGAUUUUAUAUUGAACUUUUUGGCGAUUUGGCUCGUUCUGGUUCAAAUUUAGAUCGAUAUGAUGGUAAAAAGAUAGUCAACACUUUGUCACAAUCAUUUGAAAAUAAGAAUAUAUCUACAAAAGACGCUUCUGCAAUUAUAUCGACUUAUACAUUCUUACAAGAGAUGUUGCUCGAAGAAGCUGUAUUAAGAAGUGUCAAAACAAGUAACACUGAUGUUGUUCGCCUUCUUCUUGAUGCAUUGCAAGAAACAAAUCAACUUACAGAUGCUCUGUUAGACCAUUGUCUAUUGCUAGCCAGACCGAACGAGUUUAAAGAAAUGUCGACCGUAACUACAUACUGUGUUGUUGUCUCUUAUCUUCACGAUGUAUCUUUUAUUCGAGCGCUGGUUGAAAAAUACACAGAUGUACUGGAAAAUGAUUUCAAAGUCAAAAAACAAACUAAUCUUUUUGCUUCAUUUUUGAAGCUGUUAACAUCAAUUGUUAGUCAAUGGUAUACAAUCAUAAGCAGAGAUGAUUCAAAAGUGGUUUCAAGUGAUUACCAAAAUGUUAUCGAAACCAUGAUGGAUAAUUUGUUAGUCUGGAAGGAUAAUCAUAGCGAUGAAUUGCUGUUUACAACUACCCUUGUCGACUUUAAGUCCGAUAUCGUUCUGUUAAAUACUCACCUAAUGGAGUUAUUGUACCUUUGUACAAGGACAGCAGCCACAUGUUUUCGAAGUGAACAUUGGGAUUUUUUACUUUGCUCAAUGGUGUCAUGGUUACAGACUUGUGAAGAAUCAAUGGAAACAAGAAAUUCAAAUUUUGACGUUUCUCCAUUUUUCUCUGCAGCUUUUCGACUUUUUUGCAUCGUUGCUAGCUUAUUUUUUAAUCUUUCAACUGACGAAGAUAUGUUGCCUUGCAUAAAAACAGAAACCACGAUUUGUUUGACUCAACAUAAUGCAGAAUUGAUAACAGAAUGGCAAGAGUUCUUUUCCCCCACUGCAUGCAAAACCUUGCUGAAUAUUUACAGUGCUGUUGUUCACAAUGAGCAUACAACUUCAGAAAGUGAAAGAUUCGCUGUGGAUUUGUGCGCAUCCAUGAAGUUCGUACCUUCAUCUGUCAUUAUGAAUUUUAUCUAUAAGGAUAUCGAAUCGGAGAAGAAACGAAAAGCAUCCCUUGAAAAAUUCUGUGCUCAGUCUUGCAAGUUAUUAAAAAGUGGAAAAUGGUAUUUCAAGAUAUCGAGCUAUCAACUGCAAGCUAGGAUUGCUGAUGUGAUCGAAAAAGUGUUGUGUGAAGAUGAAAGUAAAAACGAAGAGGAGGAAAGUUGUAGAAAAUUUCCACCUUCAGUACUAGCUGCGAUGGAGAGCAGUCGUGACGACAGCUUGCUUCUUCUUUCCGAGGAAGGAGUCUCAAUAAAAUCUCCUCUCCAGAAUCUCAGCAAAGGCCACAAAAGUGGUUCUUUACUGACGUAUUUGUUGUCAUGGCAACUUCUGUUACGUCUUUUCAAAAUGUCUAAAGCUGAUGAAAGAGCAAAAUUUGCGAAUUAUUUCCACAAGAACUGUCACGUGUCUGAUUUGAUCACGUGUUUAUUUUGCAUGCUUCCUUCCAGUAUGGCAACGACGGCAGAUAACAUAGCAACGACAGCGGAUAUCUCUCCAUUCAUAUUAGAUCCUGGCUACAUUGAGAUACAAAGAGUUGCCUUUCAUUUGCUGACGUCAGCAAUGGAGUGUAUACCUGCUUUAAUCAGACUGUGGUUCAACAACAACACAAAUAGAAAAGAUGCUGCUCUUGUUGACAGAUUUGUUUCUGCGUAUAUUUCACCUAUCUUACUAAAAAAGGAUUUUCAAAAGCUGGACUGUUCCUCAAAAGAAUUUAAUAACAUGGUGGUGAAAACUCGACAAGUAGCUCGCGAAGUUGUAGCGAUUUACACGGUAGACGAAAUAUCAAUGGAACUGGUUGUAAAAUUGUCUUCAAACCACCCGCUAUCACCUGUGUCAGUGGAUUGUGGGAAAAGAAUCGGUGUUUCCAAUGCAUUAUGGAGACAGUGGAUGUUGCAGCUGACAACAUUCUUGUCAUUUCAGAAUGGGACCAUACUUGACGGGUUAGCGUUGUGGAAAAAGAAUGUAGACAAGCGAUUUGAAGGUGUGGAGGAGUGCAUGGUGUGCUUCUCCGUGCUUCAUGGUUCGAAUUAUUCGCUACCUUCUAUAGGUUGCAAGACUUGCAAAAAGAAAUUUCAUCCAUCUUGCUUGUACAAAUGGUUCAACACAAGUGGAAAAUCAACAUGCCCGUUAUGUAGAAAUAUAUUUUGAUAAUUUGCUAUAAAAAAUGUCAACGAAAUCAACAUAA